CGUUUGAAUCUGCUCCUUUAGGGCGUCGAGAAAAUUUCAUCACGUAAAAAGACUAACGCCAAAUUUGUGGAGAAAAAUAGACUUUAUAUUGAUGUUAUUGGCUUUACACUAUCCAGUUUAAAAGUCCUCGUUGGGUUUUAAAACCCAAAACUGUUUAGAGAGAUCUGUUUGCUGAGUAACAAACAGAGCAUCAGUGUUUAGCUAGUUAGCGGCUAGCUGCUAAAGAGAGAGUUGGCCCAAAUUAGUUGGGGGUUUUGGAUGAAUAUGCGCUUUUAUGAAGUAUGGUAAGUUAGUUUAUGUAAAGCCAGGUUAAAAUGGACCGUAACUUUUAUUCUGGUUUGUCGGACGGCUGUGCUCCUGUAGAUUCAGAGUUUUUGGAUUCCCACACAUACGGUGAAUACUCUGCAGACAUUAAGUUUCCAGAGGACGGGGAUAGUUAUUUGAGCAUCAGUGGAGCAGGGCAUCACUUCCUGUCUGCAGAGCAGACAUUCCACACUCCCAGUCUUGGAGAUGAGGUUUUUGAGAUCCCCCCAAUCUCCCUGGAUCCAGACCCAGCUCUGGUCAUCAGAGAUGCAGUGUCUCACUUCGAGCUGACGGAUGGAUCAGACGGUACCACUGGACCUCUAGGCUCCAGGAGUUUGGUGAGCAACCUGGUGGUGGAGACCAAUGACCCCUCCUUUGCCUCCACCUUCGUGAACUCUGGCCCUCAGGCCCUGGAGCAGCUGAACCUGGGGACCAUGGGCCCAACUGGAGCAGGGGGAGCCCUGCUGAGCUCCUCUGCACUGGAACUGGGGAACUCCAAUGGUUCACAUUUCAACAGUUCGUCCCCGAUGACCAUUGAUGUCCAGCUCUGUGACGUGGGUCAGAGCCUUUUGGAAAGCGGUCAGCUCACCACAAUAAACCCAUCAGAACUGGCUCUGGGUCUCGGUGCUGGAAGCUCUGGGGCACCCGAGCAGCCGCUGUCAGCAACACUGUCUCCUACUGGUUCCCUGCAGGAUGAGGACAUGGAGGACUUUAAGAGGAGUGUGCUGGAUGACUCCAUGUCACUCUGCUCUUCCUCUGUCUUCUCCCACAUGUCCUCCUGCCCAGCUACCUCACCCUCCCUGGCUGCAGCCAGGAGGGGUGGGGGGAAGCUGGCUGCACCGACAGCAGCAGCUGAAGCAGCGGGCGGGAAGAAAGGGAGGAGGAGGAAGGAUCCCAAUGAGCCCCAGAAGCCAGUUUCAGCAUACGCCCUGUUCUUCAGAGACACGCAGGUGGCAAUUAAAGGCCAGAACCCCAACGCCUCGUUUGGGGAGGUGUCAAAGAUUGUAGCAUCAAUGUGGGACAGCCUGGCGGAGGAGCAGAAGCAGGUGUACAAGAGGAAGACAGAAGCUGCUAAAAAGGAGUAUUUAAAGGCACUUGCAGCGUACAAAGCCAGCCAUCUGACGCAGCCUGCUGUUGAUGAGAUGGAGGCGUCUCCUCCUUCACCUCCACCUGUGAUUGAUCUGACCUCUCCAGUCCCUCCCUCCUCUGAGCACCAGGCCAUCCUCCUGCCUCUGGCCAGCAGCGGUGUGGAUCAGAACGCCAUCACCAACAUCUGCGCCUCCAGCAUCAUCCUAGACGUCCCAGAGGUGACGACUCGGUUCCAGGCAGGAGCGAACAAAGCUCCUGCAGCGUCUCCCACCCAGACUAUCACCAAGAUCGUCAUCCCAAAGCACAUUCUGCAGGCAGGGGGGCAGGUGGUCACGCUGCUGCCAGGAGGGGUCCAUGCAGCACAGCCCACCUUCCUGGUCUCCAGCACCUCCCGUCAGCCUCCUCCGCUGCAGCAGAUGCAGAAUGCACCUCCUCUUCCGCGGCUCCAGCAGAUGGCACCAGCUCCACCACCCUUACAGGCCAAACCUCGAGAGGGGGGCGGUGUCCCAGGUCACGCUGUGUCCAUCGCAGCAACGCCUCCGCCUCCGCUUCAGAUAAAAAUAGUUCCUGCUUCCAUUCAGGACAAAGAGACCGUACAGGUCAUCUUACCCGAUGCUGAAGCUGCGUCUGCGCCGUCGGUGCGCGUCGUAAAUCCUGCUGCGACUUCGAGCAUUCCAGUCAUCGACGACGUCACCGAAGUGCUGGAUUCAGAUGAGGACGUGAUGGAGGUGAAGCCGUCUGGUGAAGCAGCCACAGCGAGGCUCGUGUGUGUGAGAGCCGGCUGCAACAAUCCCGCCGUGGACAGCGAAGACUGGGACAGAGAGUACUGCAGUAAUGAAUGUGUGGCCACUCACUGCAAAGACGUGUUUAAGGCCUGGUGCUCCAUCAGGAACCAGAGUCUGGGAACAGUGAAGUAAAGAGAAGCUCAUUUGUUACAGUUUGUAUCAGCCGAACAACCUGUGAGUCACCACUGAUGAGCGGCGGUGAUGUUUUAACUCUUUUGUACUUGAAUUGUAUAUUUCACAGCUGUUUGGCAGAAGAGAUAAAUGUGUAAGAAUGUCAGGGACAGCUGUCUUCAUUGUGGACGUGUCGACCAUGUCGUCCUCGAUGCGUUCAGGUUCGUUACCACGUGUUGUAACUCCGUCAGUAAUCAGAGUUAAAGGCAGCUAAAUAAGUUUAUCAGCGGAAAACAUUUCUUUACAAUAAAGAAGACAGAGUGUUUUUUUUUUUUUUACAGAGGUCGUCGUUGGAUUUAGUUUAGGCUUUAUAAAGGUUUUGUUUCUGAUAUUUGAAUUAUGCCUUUA
Molecule: messenger RNA, 2696 nt
Organism: Nematolebias whitei (Rio pearlfish)
Lineage: Eukaryota; Metazoa; Chordata; Actinopteri; Cyprinodontiformes; Rivulidae
Gene: tox4a
Product: TOX high mobility group box family member 4 a
Exons: 9
Coding region: 315-2309 (664 amino acids)
Biological process (GO): regulation of transcription by RNA polymerase II
Cellular component (GO): nucleus
Molecular function (GO): chromatin DNA binding
Source: RefSeq, a predicted model, not a curated record